This is a messenger RNA of Miscanthus lutarioriparius, 1725 nucleotides long. Lineage: Eukaryota; Viridiplantae; Streptophyta; Magnoliopsida; Poales; Poaceae. The record is from the annotation of a GenBank genome assembly.
AUGAGCCUCGCCGAGGCGCCGUCGCCGUCCCCGUCGUCGUCGAGCGGGAGCGACGACUUCGCGGCCCUCCUCGACUCCGAGCUCGAGCUCGCCUCCGGCGCUGACUCCGCCUUCCCUGGUGACCCCUCCUCCGCUUUCCCCGGCACCGACGACGAGGAUGAGGAUGAGGAUCCGGAGGAGCCAGAGGCUGAAGCCAUAGAACAAAACGGUACCAAAAGGCGUAGAGUGGAGGAACAGCGCCAAGAUCAAGGAACAUCAGUUAGGCAUGACAAAAUUCCCACUGGUGCAUCUAAAAAUGUUCAGGUCAAGGCAUGUCCACAUCCUGGAUAUUUUGGUGGACUUUGCUUUAGAUGUGGCAAGCCACAAGACGAGGAAAAUGUUUCAGGAGUUGCUUUUGGUUACAUCCACAAGGGCUUGAGGCUAGGUACCUCAGAAAUUGACAGACUACGUGGUGCUGAUUUGAAGAAUCUGUUGCGUGAAAGAAAAUUAGUACUCAUUUUGGACUUGGAUCACACACUGAUCAACUCGACCAAACUCCAAGAUAUUUCUUCUGCUGAAAAAGAUUUGGGUAUUCAGACUGCUGCUUCAAAAGAUGAUCCAAACAGAAGCAUCUUUUCACUGGAUUCAAUGCAGAUGCUCACAAAGUUGAGACCAUUUGUCCGAGAAUUUCUGAAAGAAGCAAGCAAUAUGUUUGAGAUGUAUAUAUACACCAUGGGUGACAAAGCUUAUGCAAUUGAAAUUGCGAAGCUUCUUGACCCUAGUAACAUCUAUUUUCCUUCGAAAGUGAUUUCGAACUCAGAUUGCACUCAGCGACACCAGAAAGGUCUUGAUGUGAUUCUUGGAGCUGAAAGUGUUGCAGUGAUUCUUGAUGACACUGAGUAUGUAUGGCAGAAGCAUAAAGAGAACCUCAUUCUGAUGGAGAGAUAUCAUUUCUUUGCUUCAAGCUGCCGCCAAUUUGGUUUUGGUUUUAGGUCCUUGUCAGAGUCAAUGCAAGAUGAAAGGGAGAGUGAUGGUGCUUUGGCUACUGUUUUAGAUGUCUUGAAGCGCAUACACGCGAGUUUCUUUGACAUGGCUGUUGAAACUGAUCUUUCUUCACGGGAUGUAAGACAGGUGAUCAAGGUGGUACGGAAGGAAAUACUACAAGGCUGCAAAAUAGUCUUCAGUCGGGUGUUCCCAAACAAUACUCGCCCACAGGAGCAGAUGUUCUGGAAGAUGGCCGAGUAUCUGGGUGCCAUUUGCUCCACAGAUGUGGAUUCCAGUGUCACCCAUGUUGUAACUUUGGAUCUGGGAACAGAGAAGGCCCGCUGGGGUGUUGACAACAAGAAGUUCUUGGUCCACCCACGCUGGAUUGAAGCAGCAAAUUUCCGGUGGCAUAGGCAGCCGGAGGAAGAUUUUCCUGUCACUGCCCCGAAGGAAAAGAGCAGAGAGAAAGAUAAUGCUGUGGCUGGCAAGAAGGAAACCAGCAAGGAUAAAGAGAAUUCUGCAGCUGGCCAGAAGGAAACGAUGAAGGACAACGAAGAAAAUGCUGCAGCUGGCCAGAAGGAAACGAUGAAGGACAAGGAAGAAAAUGCCGUGGCUGGCCAGAAGGAAACGAGGAACGAUGAAAGAAACGUAGCCGGUCAGGAGAAAGAUGCCAAAGAAAACGCUGUGGCCACAUCUGCUACAGGCAAAGAUGCCAAAGAAAACGCUGUGGCCAGAUCUGCUACAGGCCCUACUGACUCGUAA